Molecule: messenger RNA, 984 nt
Organism: Phytophthora sojae
Lineage: Eukaryota; Oomycota; Peronosporomycetes; Peronosporales; Peronosporaceae
Exons: 2
Coding region: 1-984 (327 amino acids)
Biological process (GO): protein phosphorylation
Molecular function (GO): protein kinase activity; ATP binding
Source: RefSeq, a predicted model, not a curated record
AUGGCGGACCAGGUCCCUGCAGGUUUCAAUGAGAAGUACCGCAUCGGGCGCGUCAUCGGCGAGGGCAACUUCUCCAUCGUCAAGGAGUGCACCAACCGGGCCACGGGGGACCGCUACGCCGUCAAGUGCAUCAACAAGGCGGCGCUCAACCCCAAGGACCGCAGCAACCUAGUGCAGGAGAUCGAAAUCCUCAAAGACCUGAGCCACCCCAACAUCAUCAAGCUCUUCGACGUGUACGACGGAGACGGGCCCAUGUGCUUCUUGGUCAUGGAGUACGCCGAAGGCGGCGAGCUCUUCGACCGCAUCAUCACCAAGGAGUACUACACGGAGGCCGAGGCCAAGAAGGUGGUCAAGGUCGUGGCCAAAGUGCUGCGCUACUGCCACGCCGAGGGCGUGACCCACCGCGACCUCAAGCCCGAGAACCUGCUCUACGCGGACGAGACGGAGAACGCGGUCAUCAAGAUCGCCGACUUCGGCUUCGCCAAGCUCGUGACGGAGGAGACCAACAUGUCCACCAUGUGCGGCACCCCGGGCUACUACGCGCCCGAGAUCGUGCGCAAGCUGCCGUACGACAGCAAGUGCGAUAUCUGGAGCCUCGGCGUCAUCGCCUACAUCUUGCUCUGCGGGUUCCCGCCGUUCUACGAUGAAAACCAAGUGGAGGAGAUGCGAAAGAUCCUUAACGGCGACUUUGAGUUCGUGGCGCCGUAUUUCGAUGGCGUCUCGCAGCAGGCCAAGGACCUCAUCUGCAAGAUGCUCGUGGUGCAGCCGUCCAAGCGUCUGUCGGCGCAGGAGGUGCUGGACCACCCGUGGUUCAACGACAUCAAGGAGGCAGACGACGACGCGCCCGUGCUCUCCGUGGGCAAGAACAUGAAGGAGGCGCGGCGUCUGACUGCGCGCAGCAAGUUCCGCGCCGGUGUGGGCGCCGUCAUGGCCGUGACCAAGACGCAGCGACUGCUGAAGGCGUCGCGCAGCCCGCCAACUUAA